AUGGGUGAGUUUCAACAAGAGCUUCUAUCUCUCCCUACACCAUCCUCGGAGCUCAUGUAUGAGCUCGAGGGGUGGUCUGCAGAAGGUUUUGGUAAAGGCGCAGGAACUAUGGUUAGAGAUGAGGACAAGGCCUUCAGAUGGAGGCUGGUGACCCGAACUGUAUAUCCCGAAAGACUGCCUGCAAACGAUGACGAGUUUCCGAAUAUUGACGUGUUUAUAUGUACGGCUGACCCGAGCAAGGAGCCUUCUUUAGGGGUCAUGAAUACCGUCAUAUCGGCCAUGGCCCUCGACUACCCGCCCGGAAAGCUUUCGGUUUACGUAUCGGACGAUGGCGGCUCGUCCGUGACUUUGGAAGCCAUGAGAGAGGCUUGGAGGUUUUGUAAGUGGUGGCUGCCUUUCUGUACGAAGUAUGAGGUGAAAAAUCGGUGCCCGGAGGCUUAUUUUUCGGGAGCCGAAAGUGACGGAGUUGGGUUUGUGGAUGAGAAGAUGGAGAUCAAGAAAAAGUAUGAUGAAUUCAAGGAGAUUCUGGAGAAGAACUCUGCAAAUGCAAGCAGCUCAGUUAGCAGAGACCAUGUGCCGGUCAUCGAGGUGAUGAAUGAUGUGGAUGGUGAGCAAGAGAUGCCGCUUCUUGUAUACGUUGCUCGCGAAAAAAGGCCUUCACAACCACACAACUUCAAAGCUGGAGCUGUUAACACCCUUAUUAGGGUGUCUGCUCUUAUCAGCAAUGGUGGUUAUAUUCUUCUACUGGACUGUGACCAUUAUUGCAACGACCCAACUUCAGCCCGCCAAGCAAUGUGCUUCUUUCUCGACCCUAAAGUCUCCCCAAAACUAGCUUGGGUUCAAUUCCCACAGAAAUUCCAUAAUAUUAGUGAUCAUGAUAUUUAUGAUUGUCGCCUACUCUACUAUUUGAGAAGAUGGCUCGGCAUUGAUGGAAUCGAAGGGCCAUUCAUAUCUGGUUGCAACAUGUACUUGAAAAGGGAAGCAGUGUAUGGAACUAAAAACAUGAAAGACGAUUUCAACGUCAAUGAUAUGAAAAUAUCAUUUGGCCCGAGCAACGAGCUAAUAAAGUCGAUUUCUGCUUACAAAAACUACAAGCCAGCGCCGUCCAAGGACAGGAAAAAAAUUAGUGGUGCUCUGGAAAAAGAAGUUCAACUUGUAGCCUCGUGCACCUAUGACAGCCAUUCAGAAUGGGGCAAAGAGGUGGGAUUCAUAUAUAAUUCGGUGGUGGAAGAUGUCAUCACAAGUGAAUAUUUACACUGCCAAGGGUGGUUUUCUGUGUUUGUUGAUCCGGGCAGGCCCUGUUUCUUGGGCUCGUGCCCCACCAGCCUGAACGACGUGUUGGUCCAAAAGGGAAGGUGGGCCCUUGGCCAAAUGCAGAUUUCUCUCUCUAAAUAUUGUGCUCUUACGUACGGGAGAGGGAAGAUGUCGGCCCUGCAGUGCAUGUGUUAUGCAGCCGCCACGUUCGACCCCAUCUAUGUUUUUCCCUUUUAUACUCUCUCCAUCCUACCUCAAAUAUGUCUACUCCAUGGCAUAUCUCUUUAUCCCAAGGUUUCAGAUCCAUAUUUCGUUGUGUUUGUGUUGGUAUUUUUGGGCUCACAGCUCAAACAUAUUGAAGAGGUUAUGUUUUAUGGCGACUCAAUAUGGAGAGCUCUUUAUGAAUUGCGGAUGUGGAUGAUGAAGUCGUCAACGUGUUACUUGUACGCAGUCGUGGGUGCAGUCUUUGAUAACUUGGGCUUGCAUAAUGCACAUUUUACGCUAACAAACAAGGUUGUUGACCAUGAAUCAGAAACGCGCUUCAAGAAAGGCAUCUAUGAUUUUCAAGGAUCGCCUAUGGUUAUUGCUCCCAUUUGUAGCUUGUACAUCCUUAAUUUGGUUUCACUCGCUUUUGGGGCAGUGAGGAUCGCCCGAGGUCAAGAGGCGAGUGAAGUUUUUGCGCAAGCUUUGAUCUCGUUGUUUGGGGUGAUUGUGAAUUAUCACGUGUUCGAAGGGAUGUUGUUGAGGAAAGAUAAUGGUCGGGUUUCGCCGUCGCUAUCUCUCCUUUGUGUUGUAAUUGCCAUGUUCAUGUUGUGCUUUGGAUCUCUAAUCCUCGUGUUCUAA
Molecule: messenger RNA, 2097 nt
Organism: Striga hermonthica
Lineage: Eukaryota; Viridiplantae; Streptophyta; Magnoliopsida; Lamiales; Orobanchaceae
Source: the annotation of a GenBank genome assembly